AUGGGGGAAGCACUGCAUUAUGACUGGUUCGCUAGCCCGACAAAUAAUCGGGACUCAGGUUUACUCCCUCAGGCUACUCGGCCUAUUUCAGGGCGUGGCUUGCCAGUAGUAGAGGUGCAUUGGAAGCGUUCCACAGCGCUAAAGCUGCUAGUUUACUCCACCAUCGUCCUUUUGGUGGCUCUCUGCGGUCGACGUCUAUUACAGCACCCAUCGAAACAUGGGCGGAGGAUUGCGGAUGUCGACUGGGGUGGCGACUCUUCCUCGCUCUCGGACGAUGAUGAAAACAAUCCAUGUGGAGACCUGAGAAUUGAUGACCGUCAAACAUCACCCGGCGUCCACGACGAGUCUCCUCCACAGUCAGACGCAGCGAGCACUCAAGCACCAGGAACCGGAGCGGCAGAGGAAGGCGUCAGCAUCAGCUGUGAAGACGAAUCAUCUGGCGAUGCUGCGGCAGCAGCUCCAGAAGCAGCAGCAGAUGACGAGGAUGAUGACUCCAACAGCAACUGCAGCACUCCUAUUUAUGACAUUGUAUGUAGUGGUCAAGGUAGGACCAGCAACGAUGGCGAUAGCAAAGUCGCCGAGUCACACGAUGCUCCGGCAGCUCCUGGAAGGGAAUCCGUGAAAAGUAAAAUGGGUAGGCUUAGGCGUGCGAAAUGGAUGCGGCCGCUGGCUGGCUUCUUGGAAUCUGCUGGCAAGAAAAUAUCUAGCUUAGCAGCUCCAGAAGCAGCAGCAGAUGACGAGGACGAUGACUCCAACAGCAACUGCGGCACUCCUGUUUAUGACAUUGUAUGUAGUGGUCAAGGUAGGACGAGCAGCGAUGGCGAUAGCAAAAUCGCCGCGCCACACGAUGCUCCAGCAGCUCCUGGAAGGGAAUCUAUGAAACGUAAAAUGGAUAGGCUUAGGCGUGCGAGAUGGAUGGGGCCGGUGGCUGGCUUCUUGGAAUCUGCUGGCAAGAAAAUAUCUAGCUUAGCACCAAAGUCUGCUGUGGCAGCAAGCCCAGCAGCAGGAGGAGUAGCAGGUGAGACUGCUGCCAGCAGCUCAGAAGCAUCUCAAUCUGGGGACACGUGGAGUUUUAACGCGAAGUUGGCCGUAGGCGAUUCGAGGUCGCCCCACUACAAAGAUUUGCGAAAACCUUAUGACUUCCCGCAUCUCAAAGCAGAAAACUAUACCGAGCUACGAAGAGAGCUACUGAAGCUUGCAGAAUCCAUCGGUGACCUCUGCUCUCCCCAUACCGAACCAUUUCAAGCUACGGUCAAGGCGGACUGCGAUAUAAGCGGCGUUGGGAGAGUGACCUUGUAUCUUCAGAUUGUGGAGGAAGAUAUGAAAUUUCAAAGGUCCUUACGCAAAUUGAGGGGGAGAAUAAUUUCAGAUAAUCCGUUUAGCAGACGGUUUCCUGAAAGGUUUACCCGCGAUUUGUUGGCCCUAGCGGAAGAGCUGAGCGUCACGGUUUCAGAUCGUGCGCAAAAGACAAAACUGCCCACCGGCCGGACAGAAUUUUAUUCUACAUCGCUAAAGAAGCCAGCUGCUGCAGCCUGCACAGGCAAAGUUUCUUUGAAGAUAUUUGGGAUCAAAGCAGAUGCGGAGGAUAUCGCCGACCGCGACGGUGAACAAGGGGAGCCGAAAACAGAUGCACCAAUUCAACCAGGCAAUCGUGCCAGUGGCUCUUCUGCGGAUGAGCUCGUUGACCCAGUGCGAACUGUUCAGGCGACAGUUGGAGACGCUGCAGCAGCAGCUGCUUCAGAUGUAGCAACUGCAGGAACCAGCGGAGGCACCAGGAGUGAAGCGUCGGAAGCGGCAGGCUCUCCUAAAGGAGCGCAUGAAGCCUUGCAUGGAAGCAAUUCUGAUAUCUCAUUACGGGGACGACCGUAG
Molecule: messenger RNA, 1869 nt
Organism: Eimeria tenella
Lineage: Eukaryota; Apicomplexa; Conoidasida; Eucoccidiorida; Eimeriidae
Exons: 8
Coding region: 1-1869 (622 amino acids)
Source: RefSeq, a predicted model, not a curated record